Siniperca chuatsi (mandarin fish) is the source of this 4708-nucleotide messenger RNA. Its product is annotated as FERM, ARHGEF and pleckstrin domain-containing protein 1-like. Gene Ontology annotation, cellular component: cytoskeleton. The record is from RefSeq and is a predicted model, not a curated record. The coding region runs from base 466 to 3570 and encodes 1034 amino acids. The transcript has 28 exons. NCBI's taxonomy places the organism in Eukaryota, Metazoa, Chordata, Actinopteri, Centrarchiformes, Sinipercidae. Gene Ontology annotation, molecular function: cytoskeletal protein binding; guanyl-nucleotide exchange factor activity.
UAGAUGGUGCUGUUGGUCUGUGUCACAGUGCUGAGAAGGUGGAGGCGCUGCACCUCCUUCAUUGUCUGAGUAAAGGCACCGGGAGUGGAUCCGCCGCUCGGUUCAAUGUAAUCCCGUCUCUCCCCGACUCACUCACUCAGUCGUCCGCCAUGGCGACCGCAGAAAGCCUCCUCUCCGGUACGAGCAGCUUCUAAAACUCAGCUGGGCUUCUUUUUAGUCACUACCGACGUGGAUGUAAUAUCUCCUUUCAGCUGGGAAACACAUACGUGUGGAUAAGCGUGCAUUUCGAGAGAAGGGGCAACAAUUAUCAGCAAUUAGCGGCAAGUGCAAAUACUGCAUUUGCAAAUGCUCUGUUAGUGUGACACGGAAGGUUGUGCAGCCUGUCCUCCGGGCCCUGAUGCAUUCAUUAUAUUUCAGCUGCUGCACCACUGAUGCUCUGCUGGACAGUGAGCAUUGCAGUGCAUCAUGGCAGAGCCAGACCCAGAGCCAAUGGCCCCUGGAGCAGGGCAGCGUCUUGGAGCCCCGGAGACUCUUGGCAUCAGUACGUUGGACCCCGGGCACAGACCACCGGCCAUGCCUCCUGGACGGCAUGUCACCAUCAGAGUCCGUAUGUUGGACGACACGGAGGAGCUCUUUGACAUCUCGCAAAAGGCCUCAGGCAAGGUGCUGUUUGACCUGGUGUGCUCCCACAUGAACCUCAUUGAGGGUGACUACUUUGGCUUGGAGUUUCAGAACCAUCAAAAGAUGGUGGUUUGGUUAGACCAUAUCAAGCCCAUUAUGAAGCAGCUCAGACGACCGAAGCACACAAUCCUGAGGUUUGCUGUGAAGUUCUUUCCUCCAGACCAUGCCCAGCUACUGGAGGAGCUAACAAGGUACCUGUUUGCCCUCCAGAUCAAACAGGAUCUUUCCUGUGGACGUCUGACCUGCAAUGACAGCAGUGCCGCGCUGAUGGUCUCCCAUGUUAUCCAGUCUGAGAUUGGGGACUUUGAGGAGAGCCAGUGCCGGUCACACCUCCUCAACAACAACUACAUCCCAGAUCAAAUGCCCCUGAUUGACAAAAUCAUGGAGUUUCACUCAAAGAAUAAAGGUCACACACCAGCAGAAUCAGACUAUCACUUACUAGAGGUGGCGCGCAGGUUGGAGAUGUAUGGUAUUCGUCUCCACCCUGCCAAGGAUCGCGAGGGCACAAGGCUAGGCCUGGCUGUGGCGCACACUGGUGUCCUGGUUAUUCAGGGACACACAAAGAUCAACGCCUUCAACUGGUCUAAAGUGCGUAAACUGAGCUUUAAGAGGAAACGUUUCCUAAUCAAGUUGAGACCAGAUCUAAAUAGUUCAUAUCAGGACACUCUGGAGUUUCUGAUGGCCAGCAGAGACUGCUGUAAAGUCUUCUGGAAGAUCUGUGUCGAAUACCAUGCCUUCUUCCGCCUCUUUGAAGAACCUAAGCCCAAACCCAAGCCCGUGCUCUUCACACGAGGCUCUUCCUUCAGAUUCAGCGGUCGCACGCAGAAGCAGGUGAUUGAUUAUGUGAGGGAGUCGGAGUUUAAAAAAAUUCCAUUUGAAAGGAAACACAGUCGGGUCCAACACAACAGCCGCCUGUCGCCAUUGCCUUCUCCACGCCACCAUGAAGUGCCAACGGAAAGUGGUGCUCCCAGAGUAGACUCUCCUCCUCGGCGUCAUUGGAAGGAGUUGGUGUUGGUGAGUGCAGAAGACCCCUCAGCCUCGAGGACAACAAGGGCGAGCCCGUCUCACCAGAGAAACGGCCAUGAUGACAGAACUGGGUCUGUGUCCAGGACUGAAGAGACAAAAGGCUCAACACGACAGACCCAACCAGAACAUCUGAGUACAGGAGUGGUGUCCAACAGCCCGCACCUGUCGGCAUCCUCCGGUCACUCCCAUGGCAUGGUCAAUGGUCAGAAGUCACUGGAGCUGUGCAGUCACAGUCCCGACGGCCGACAACCUUCCCCCCUUACCAGCCCGCUGCUCAACGACGCCGGCAGCAUUCGCACUGACGAUGAAGACGAGGUUCGGAGGAAGAGGUUCCCAACAGAUCGGGCCUACUUCAUCGCCAAGGAGCUGCUGACCACCGAAAGGACAUAUCUGAAGGACCUGGAGGUGGUGACUGUGUCUUUCCAGAGUGCUGUAGGACAAGAUGAGGCGACUCCAGACUCUCUGAAGAACACCGUCUUCUCCACCUUCGAGCCGCUGCACAAGUUCCACACAGGUUUUCUCAGGGAGGUGGAGCAGAGGCUGGCCCUGUGGGAAGGACGCUCCAAUGCUCACAUAAAAGGAGACUACCAGCGCAUUGGAGAUGUCAUGCUGAAGAACCUUCAAGGCUUGAAGCCCCUGACAGCAAACCUGCAUAGGCAAUCUGAAGUUCUGUUGGAGCUGGAGAAGGUGUGCCGGGCAUCCCGUAGGUUAGAGGGUCUCUGCAGGGACUUUGAGCUGCAAAAGGUCUGCUACGUCCCCCUCAGUGUCUUCGUACUGCGGCCUCUGCACCGUCUCAGUCACUACAAGCAGAUCCUGGAACGCCUGUGCAAACACUACCCAGCUACUCAUGUGGAUUUCAGGGACUGCAGAGCUGCUCUGGCAGAUGUGUCUGAGGUGGUGGAGCAGCUCCAGGGAAGCCUAAUCAAGAUGGAGAACUUCCAGAAGCUGCUGGAGCUGAAGAAGGAUUUGAUCGGCGUUGACAAUCUUGUUGUUCCUGGUCGGGAGUUCAUCAGGUUAGGCUGCCUCAGCAAACUGUCUGGAAAAGGCCUACAGCAACGAAUGUUUUUCCUGUUCAACGAUGUCAUUUUGUAUACAAGUCGAGGGAUGACGGCGACCAAUCAGUUCAAGGUGCACGGGCAGCUGCCGCUCCAUUGCAUGACAAUCAGAGAGAGUGAAGAUGAGUGGGGUGUGCCUCAUGCCUUCACGUUGGUUGGACAGCAGCAGUCGGUGGUGGUGGCAGCAAGUUCACUAACAGAGAUGGAGAAGUGGAUGGAGGACAUAAAGAUGGCGAUAGAGAUGGCAAAAACCAGCAAUGGGCCUUCAUUCGACAUUCUGACCAGCAAUCUGACAGACAACAAAUGCCCUGAGGACUCCUCGGUGGAGGCGGAGUCUGAGGAUGACAUAACAGCGUCGCACACCUCGCUGGAGAGGCCAGCCCCUCACCGUGGUAACACCAUGGUGCAUGUGUGCUGGCACAGGAACACCAGUGUGUCCAUGGUGGACUUUAGCAUAGCUGUGGAGAAUCAGCUGUCAGGAAACUUACUGAGGAAGUUCAAGAACAGCAACGGCUGGCAGAAGCUCUGGGUGGUCUUCACCAACUUCAGCCUGUUUUUCUAUAAGUCUCACCAGGAUGAUUAUCCACUGGCCAGCCUUCCUCUGCUGGGUUACUCAGUCACCAUCCCCUCAGAGUCUGAAAACAUCCACAAGGACUAUGUCUUCAAACUGCAUUUCAAGUCCCACGUCUACUAUUUUCGAUCGGAGAGUGAAUACACUUUUGAGAGAUGGAUGGAGGUCAUCCGCAGCGCCACGGUCCCCUCCAGUGGCACUCGUGUCCUGAACAGCAAAGAGUCCCAUCCUCACUGAGUUGGCUCACCUUGUUUCCACACGCUGUCUCCCUCGGGUGGCAUCUGCCCCUCCUGUCCCGCUAGACUCUUUGCUUUUCUUCUCUACACAUAUCUGGGACAUUUGUACAUGUGUCCAUGCACAUUUGGUGCUUUUUAAUGCUUUAAUGGUGACAUGUCCGCUGGUUUAGACUGCAUCAGAGACUGCAUUUUUUGGCAUUUUUACUCUCAACUCUGAAACCUCUUUUUAAGGAUGUCAUUUUAUACUGUUUUCUAAUGGUCUGAACCACUUCCUAUCUUUCUGGUUUUACAUUUUGUCAUUGGUUGUUUCUACAGCAGGAACAGGUUGAUAUAGAUAUUCAGCAUUCUUUCUUAGAUGGUUAAACUAUCACUGCAUUGUCAUAAUGUUUUGUCUACUUUGCCAUUUUAUUGAAAACUGCUGCUUUGAAAAUGUCCUGCAACUUCAGUGCCAAACUGGUUUAUAUCAAUGUCCUGGACUUUUUAAUGCUACUUUGUUACAUUGGGGAUGAGGAGUGUCUCCUGUACUGUAUACCAUGAAAUUUUAAAUCAUGUAAAACAGGCCACCCUUUAACGGUCAAAGCUCUGUUCACACCUGGCCCAGCACAAUGUGUUCUUGUUUUUUUUUAAAAAGGUGAUGAAAAUAUGAAAUUAUUUUGUUGUAUCAUUGACAUAUCCCUAGAAUUGAUCACAAUAUGACAUGGGGUAGCUGCCAUCACAGAUUAACGCCAUUUCAAAUAAAGUAAAUAUUCUAUUUGCUGAUCUUCGUCGUAUGAAUACAACUCAGACUGUUUUACUUUUUUUAAUUAACUAAAGUUCCCCUUCAGCUGUAUGAGAACAUGUGAAACAUGUUCAUAAUCAUUGUAUUAUGAAGGUGAGUGUAAUUGAAAGCUUUAAAGAUUAUGUGUGAAACAAAACAGAAACUUUCAGUUCCAAGCGCCGUUGCCCUCACUGAACUAGGCUGCCUCCUGUAUACAGAUACCAGAUCUUUUUAUGGGUCUAAAUGAAUGGAAAUAUGCAUUUGACAGGGUUUUGCAGUGAAGCGAAUUAAAUGGAAAACCUCAGUUCUGCUUAGAAUUGCAGUGUUUUUUUCAGAGAGCUCUUUGGAAAUGAAAGCAAUAAAAAAAACUUACUCAAACUUA